AGGAGUUGAUAAUAGCCCGUUGCUUUAUUACGAAAGAGGAAAACAGUCGUGGUUGAGUCGAAGCUUCAUUCAGCUGUCACACAGAAACCCAAAGUCAACAACAGGGGCUCUACCGCAACAACAAACCAAUGCCAGAGUCUCUGCAGAGUCUUUUUUAAACACAAUGGCAGAAGUUAUGAAGGCAGUUGACAUCAAAGGCGGAAAAGGCCCCGCCGCCGCCCUGUUCAUCAACGACGCCGUGCCCAAGCCCGUACCAGGGCCCGGCCAGGCUCUCGUGCGCGUGCGCGCCUUUGGGCUCAACCGCAUGGAUCUCCUCCAACGCGAAGGGCGGUACUCACUGCCACCGCAAGCGCCCGCCACACUCGGCGUCGAGUUCAGCGGGACAGUAGCAGCACUCGGCCCUUCCUCCUCUUCAGAAAAAUUCACCAUCGGCGACGACGUGUUCGGCCUCACCUACGGCGGCGCGUACGCGCAGUUCGUCGUCGUGUCCACACGAACACUUCUACGCAAGCCGCCGCACCUGACGUUCGAGCAGGCCGCCGGCGUGCCCGAGACGUUCAUUACGGCCGCGCAGGCGCUGCACUUCGUGCUGGGGAUCCAGCAGGGCAAAACCGUGCUGUUCCACGCCGGCGCGUCGGGCGUGUCCAUCGCGGGCAUCCAGCUCGCGCGCCUCGCGGGGGCCGCCGCCGUGUUCGCGACGGCUGGGUCCGCUGCGAAAUGCGAUUUUGUUGAGCGCGAGCUCGGCGCCACCGCCGCGUUGAACUACAAGGACGUGGAACACGACUGGGCCGAGGCUGUGCUCGCGCGCACGGGCGGGAAGGGCGUGGAUUUCGUCGUCGACUUUAUCGGCGCGCCGUACCUGCAGCGCAACCUCGACGCGGUGGCGCGUGAUGGUGCCAUCUGUAUCUUGGGCCUGAUGGGCGGGGCCGUGGUUGAGAAGUUGGACAUCAGCAAGCUGCUGCUCAAGCGCGCGCGCGUCGAGGGCAGCACGCUGCGCAGCAGAGACGAAGAGUACCAGGGCCGGCUGCGCGACAAGCUCGAGGAGUACCUGCCGCAGUUUGAGAGCGGUGUGCUCAAAGUGUUUGUCGACACGGUGCUGCCGUGGGAGCGCAUUGUUGAGGCGCAUCAGCUGCUUGAGAAGAAUACGACUAUGGGCAAGAUCAUCUGUACUAUUGCCUGAAGAUUUUAGAGGCGUGUUGUUGUGUUUGUGGAGUAGGCGAGAUACAUUGAAGAGUGGAAGUUGGGCAAUUCUAGGUUUUUAGUUUGUUUUUGUUUCUUGGGAUGGUAGUAAUGAGCAG
Molecule: messenger RNA, 1298 nt
Organism: Lasiosphaeria miniovina
Lineage: Eukaryota; Fungi; Ascomycota; Sordariomycetes; Sordariales; Lasiosphaeriaceae
Exons: 3
Coding region: 164-1180 (338 amino acids)
Molecular function (GO): oxidoreductase activity, acting on NAD(P)H; NADPH binding
Source: RefSeq, a predicted model, not a curated record